AUGGGAGGUAUCCGUGAAAAGAAGUCUGAAUACUUUUCCAAGCUAAGAGAGUACCUCGAGGAAUACAAGUCCGUGUUCGUUGUUGGUGUCGACAAUGUCUCGUCCCAGCAGAUGCACGAGGUCAGAAAGGCUCUAAGAGGCCGCGGUGUCGUGCUCAUGGGUAAGAACACCAUGGUCAGACGUGCCAUCAGAGGUUUCUUGGCCGACUUGCCAGACUACGAAAAAUUGUUGCCUUUCGUCAAGGGUAACGUUGGUUUCGUUUUCAGCAACGAGUCCUUGUCUGACAUCAAGGAAGUGAUUGUGUCCAACACCGUCGCUGCCCCAGCCAAGGCCGGUGCCGUGGCUCCAGAAGACAUCUGGGUCAACGCCGUCAACACCGGUAUGGAACCUGGUAAGACCUCUUUCUUCCAGGCCUUGGGUGUCCCAACCAAGAUUGCCAGAGGUACCAUUGAAAUUGUCUCCGACGUCAAGGUCGUCGAGUCCGGUAACAAGGUCGGUGCCUCCGAAGCCGCUUUGUUGAACUUGUUGAACAUCUCGCCUUUCACUUUCGGUUUGACCAUUGUGCAAGUUUACGACAACGGCCAGGUGUUCCCAUCCACCAUCUUGGACAUCACCGACGACGAGCUUGUUUCCCACUUUGUCUCUGCCAUCAACACCGUCGCCUGUGUUUCCUUGGCCGUUGGUUACCCAACUCUUCCUUCCGUUGGCCACUCCGUUGUCAACAACUACAAGGACUUGUUGGCCGUUGCCGUUGCCUCCAACUACAUCUACCCUGAGAUCGAAGAGUUGGCCGACAGAAUCGCCAACCCUGAGAAGUACGCUUCUGCUGCUCCUGUCGCCGCUGCUGCCUCUGAGGCUCCAGCUGAGGAAGCCGCCGCUGAGGAGGCUGAGGAGUCUGAGGACGACGACAUGGGAUUCGGUUUGUUCGAUUAA
Lachancea sp. 'fantastica' is the source of this 933-nucleotide messenger RNA. NCBI's taxonomy places the organism in Eukaryota, Fungi, Ascomycota, Saccharomycetes, Saccharomycetales, Saccharomycetaceae. The record is from the annotation of a GenBank genome assembly.